CCAAAGUGCAGGCGCCGCGCCAAUUUGUUUAUAUUUGUUCGUUGUUCGCAUACAAAAUGUGCGACAAGAAGCCAACUGCAAACAUGUCGGCGGAUACGCGCAAUGCACUCAUUUCCGAACAUUUGCAGAAACUAAUCAAGAGCGUGGCUGGGCCCAAUAUCACUGCAAAGCAGCAGCGGAAGAUGGAGCAGAUUGCCAGGAAGCAUAUACGCCACUCCAGCUACAUGAGCACGACAAGUCACGAGGUGACGCAGGCGCGCGACGAUUUGGUGAAACGUUUCCAGGAGGAAAAUAUGGCACCCUUUGGCGAAGCCAUCAAGGAGCUGAGCACGCAACUGGUCGAAGAUCCCGUCUGGCAGGAUCACCCUCAGACAGACGUGCAGUGGUCUGUGCUUGAUUUUAUGCUCAGCAUGACCAACGCGCCUAUACAAAAUGUGCGUCGGAAUCGCCAACAGAUGGAUCAGUGCCGCCUCUCAGCACUGGCUGCCGUCAAAGCAUGCGAUAACGCCUCCAACUCAAAGGACGUUGCGUCCAACAGCCUCGAGGCGGACACCGACUGGCUGAAGCUGCUCAGCGAGGAUUUUCUGGAGUGGCAAACGCCUGCGGACAGCUCGGACUCGCAGGAGGAACAAUCCGAGGAGAGCGAUGUGCAUGAGACUAGUGGCUCUGUGGACUGUCCAGAGGAGUCGAAGACCACGCUAAAGCCAAAGGACAUGGCCCGUGUCUACGAAGACGCCAUGGAAAACGUCAAGCUGCGCGUGGAGCAAACCUACGUGCCAGAGUCUGCAAGGUCAGGCACAUCCGGCCAAUCCUUUCACAUAAAUGCGCCCGUCAAUCUCGCCCUCGUGGCUCCACUGGAGGAGAUAAGGCGCAGCAAUUUUAUACCGCUGCCGCCGCUUGAGCCGCCCAAGCUCUAUACCCAACACACGCCGUGCGUGCGCGACGAGAAGCUGCUGCCCCAGCAGAUCCACUCACAUUGGUGGCGACAGGACAUACACAUCCACACCAAGCCACCCGACAGCGAUCCACUGUCCAAUUUUGCCAUCAGCCAUGUGCAAUUUCUCAACAAGCAGUCGCUGGGCCUUGUGCAGCAUCCGCUGCCCAACACUACCACUGAGCGCUGCUUGCUGCGUGAGAUUAUCUUCAUGUUCAUUAGUCCCGUUAGCUGUUGCUUCUUUGAGGUGGACAAGCAGCGAUGCGUCAUUCGUGUGCGCCCAAAUGUGAGCAUUUGCAGUGUGACAGCGGAUGGCCUAAAAGCCGCGCUGGAAUCGGAACUGUUGCCUGCCCUGGCGGACAUGUGGCAACUGCGUCAGACCAUAGACAAGCUGACACUGCGCCACAACGGGCAGCACAUAAUCGGCACUCUGGAAUGCUUUGCCAAUGGCCUGCGCGAUCUGUUGCAACCCAUCAAGCGGUCGCUGCUUGCCUACGAGGAGCGUGUGCUCAACGAGGAGCACGUGUCGCUCAUUCAAUUUAUCCGCCACAUGCACAAACACUUUCGCAUGCUCCAGCUGCUGCGCUACUUGUCCAGCACGGCUGUCCUCCCAUCGGGGCCGCCGCAUCUAAGGUGCGCCUAUCUGCUGUCGCAGCUUUACCAGCAGACGCGCAUGCACAAGCCGCACCAGAAGCUGGCCAUUGCCCUGCUGCUGGUUUCGCUGAAUACCUACUGCAACAUCUUCGACGGCUGGUGGCGUCGCGCAAAGCUCGAGGAUCGCCAGUCCCAGUUCAUCGUGGAGCGUUGGAUGCCCCAGGGUGAGGAUGCUGCCAGCGACGAGUCGUGGGACGGCAGAGUGCUCAUACGUCAGCGGCAGCUGGGCGAGCAGGAAAGCGCUGAGAAUCGUCAGAUAUUCAAGAAACUGCAGGGAUGUCCCUUCUACCAGCUGCUCCUCGAGCAUUCACUGACGUCCAGUGAGACGCAGGAUCUGCUGGCAAGCGUCAAUCUGCUCGGCGACAUGCUGGCCACCACCAAUGAGAUACGUUCGCGCUUCUACGACGAGCUGCACGCUCAGCUCUUUGUUCAGCUGCGCGUGUACGGAGAGACAGCAGGGGACACACAGCUGGCGAACAGUCACACGGGGCAGGAGCCCUCGGAGCAGUUGGCCUUUGAGGAGCAGCUUCUAAGCAGCGUGGAGGACAUCAAGAAUACAGAUCUCCUGUCACUGCUCACCCAGUCGGUGCGGAAGAAGCAGCAGGAGCGGGAGAGGCAGCGCCAGCCACAACGACGUCCGCCGCCGGCUGGGGCGGUCGAAGUGCUGCAGCGACUCGAGCGCAUCACGCAACUGCAGCUAAAGGAUGUGCUCUCGGAGGCGCUCAAGGAGAUUCUGCUGCGUCGCCAGUCGCUGGCCAAUCAGUUUGCCGUCCAAGCCAUCAAAGUGGAGCUUGAGCUGGGCGAGAGUGUGCGCUUCCUGCGGCACGUUCUCCUGCUCGAGGCCGACCAUCUGCUGCGUCCCUACUACACGAAACUCUUUCGCGAAAUCGAGGCGGGUGCGAGCUGGGCCCAAGUGCCGCUGCUUAACAUGGAGCUGUACGAUCUGCUGUUGCCACAGUAUGGGGAUAUGGCGGGACGCGCCAUAGUUCGCAUUAUUUCCCAGAUGCAAGCCAGCUCCUCCAAGGUGUACGAGGCUGUGGAGGCCAUCGAGCUGGAGUUUGAUUUGUUCGAGCAUGUGCAGCGGAUUGUGACGCCAGCGAAUUUGCAGACCUACAACUCCGUGUGGCGCUUGAUGCUCAAGGUCAAGUGGGCCGCCUGGAAGCUGGAGAAUAUGGUUUUCAUUCGACGUCCACGACGCGACAUAUACGCGCCGUUGGAUCUGCUCGGCCUCACCGUGCGCCGCCUGGAGAUUCUACGCUUCUGGCUAAUGUAUCUGAACAACAGUCUGCACACGCACAUUAUGCAGGUGGUGAGCCAACAGUUUGAGCCGCAAAUCGACAAGUGCCGCAACAUCCGUGAGCUGAGCACGCUGCAUGAGCAAUACAUGCGCCAGUUGUCCAGCCACUGUCUGCUGAACGAUGAGGCUGCCGCCUUUCGCAUUGCCCUCGAGCAGCUCUUCCAUUUGGUAUUUGUGCUGGACAUGGAAUGGACCAGCUGCUCCAGCUACCUGGCCGAUGCGCAUCCUCUCGCGCUCGAUGUGUCCAGCGAUGGCGAUGGCGAUGGCGAUGACGAGGGCAAUGCCAAGUGUCUGCAGUACCUGGCGCUCAAUCAGGUUGUGGAAAUUGAAAUGACUUACAUACGCUGCCAUCAAACGCUGGCCGAAAUACUCAAUAAUUUGGUCUACAAGCAUGAUCAUAGCUAUCUCACCGCACUGGAGUCGGCCAUCAAUACGAGUGUGCCGCACUAAUGGUAGCAGCAUUAUCCUUCAUCAACGCAUCGAAUCUCUGUAAACAAAACUGAAACGCUCUUCCCAACUCUACAACUGUUGCCAGCUCCCUUUGGG
Drosophila subobscura is the source of this 3431-nucleotide messenger RNA. RefSeq lists its product as uncharacterized. The transcript is spliced from 5 exons. Bases 57 to 3335 code for a protein of 1092 amino acids. The record is from RefSeq and is a predicted model, not a curated record. Gene Ontology annotation, cellular component: centrosome; spindle pole; equatorial microtubule organizing center. Gene Ontology annotation, biological process: spindle assembly; meiotic cell cycle; microtubule nucleation. Lineage: Eukaryota; Metazoa; Arthropoda; Insecta; Diptera; Drosophilidae. Gene Ontology annotation, molecular function: gamma-tubulin binding; microtubule minus-end binding.